Molecule: messenger RNA, 471 nt
Organism: Teleopsis dalmanni
Lineage: Eukaryota; Metazoa; Arthropoda; Insecta; Diptera; Diopsidae
Product: calmodulin-like
Exons: 1
Coding region: 1-471 (156 amino acids)
Molecular function (GO): enzyme regulator activity; calcium ion binding
Source: RefSeq, a predicted model, not a curated record
AUGGCGGACAAUCUAAACGAGGAAAGCGUUGCAUAUUUGAGGCAAAUGUUCGAAGUUGCAGACACAGAUCAGGAUGGCUACAUCUCAUCUGAAGAAUUUAUGAAUAUUGCUCGUUUAGUAUGUCAAGGUGCAAAUCAAGCUAUAACAGAUGCUGAAAUUCAAGCCUUGAUUAACGAACCUGGAUCGGAUGAUGGCGAUAAAAUUGAUUUCUCCAAAUUCGCCAAACUCAUUGCACCCAAGAUGUUUACGGAUGACUGCUCGAAGGAGGAUUUGGGAGAGGUCUUUCGCUGCAUUGACAGUGACCAUGAUGGGUUGAUUACAGCUGAGCAGCUAAAAAAAGUAAUUACGGAUAGCGGUGAGAGUUGCACCGAUGAGGAAAUUGCUGACUUAAUGCGUAUGGUCGAUGUAGACGGUGAUGGGCGUAUAAAUUUGACGGAGUUUAUUGCAAUUUGGAAUUUGAGAGUUGAGUGA